Oncorhynchus gorbuscha (pink salmon) is the source of this 2394-nucleotide messenger RNA. Its product is annotated as leucine-rich repeat serine/threonine-protein kinase 1-like. Gene Ontology annotation, cellular component: cytoplasm. Gene Ontology annotation, molecular function: ATP binding; protein kinase activity. The record is from RefSeq and is a predicted model, not a curated record. The transcript has 14 exons. Gene Ontology annotation, biological process: protein phosphorylation; signal transduction. Lineage: Eukaryota; Metazoa; Chordata; Actinopteri; Salmoniformes; Salmonidae. The annotation marks the transcript as partial.
UCCACCACCAUAACAGGCGGACUCCGUGGCGUUCAACGUGUGGGACAUCGGCGGUCCGGCCAACAUGUCCACGGUCAACCAGUGUUUCUUCACGGACAAGGCCCUGUACGUAGUCAUAUGGAACCUAGCUCUGGGAGAGGAGGCUGUAGCCAGUCUACAGUCCUGGCUGCUUAACAUUGAGGCGCGUGCCCCUAACUCUGCAGUGGUGGUGGUGGGCACCCACCUGGACCUGAUCGACACCAAGUUCCGUACAGAGCGGGUGGCCACUCUGAGGGCCUACAUCCUGGCACUAUGCAGGUCUCCAUCAGGCGCCAGGGCCAGUGGCUACCCAGACAUCACCUGGAAACACCUGCAUGAGGUAUCGUGUAAGACCCAGGAGGGUCUGGAUGGUCUGAAGAGGUUGAUCUUCCAGGUGGCCUGCUACAUGAAGGACAACAGCAGCAGUUCAGCUAGCGGACACAAGCUACUGGGCAGACUGAUCCCAAAGAGCUACCUUACACUGCAGCAAGCGGUGCUAGAUGAGAGGGGUCGGCGGGACACAGAAGACGAGGUCCAGUACCUGACAGACGCACAGCUGGACCUCGUCGUAGAGCAGAACCCAGGAAGUGACAUCAAAGACUACGAGGACCUGCAGACCGCCAUCAGCUUCCUGAUCGAGACAGGCACCAUCCUCCACUUCCCAGACACCAGUCACGGCCUGUGUACCCUCUACUUCCUCUGUCCCGUGUGGCUGUCGGACUGUCUGGAGCGGAUCAUCCACUUGAAGAGCUCCCGAUCGGUGGCCUGGAAUGGGGUGAUCCGAGCGGAGGAUCUGCGCAUGCUCCUGGUGGGAACGGGCUUCACCCAGCAGACGGAGGAGCAGUACUUCCAGUUUCUGGCCAAGUUUGAGAUUGCUCUGCCUGUGGCCAGCGAUAGUUACCUCCUCCCCCACCUCCUUCCUCCUAAACCUGCUAUGGACAUCCACGGCUUCCGUCAAGAGACCGCCAACUCCAUCCAGCGCCUCUUCAAGAUGAGCUUCGUGCCGGCGGGAUUCUGGGAACGCUUCAUCGCCCGCAUGCUCAUCAGCCUCAACGAGAUGGACCUCCAGUCCUUUGAGCCUAAGAGGAAUGCUAAGAGUGAGCGGAGGAGGACCACGGUGAUCUACAGUUUUGCGGGAACAGGUAGCCAACAGAGGCACCGCUGUAGCACCUUCAGAGUCCGCCGCAGUCAGACCAUCUACUGGAGAGAGGGACUACUGGUCACCUUUGAUGGAGGGUAUCUAAGUGUGGAAUCGACUGAUGUCAACUGGAAGAGGAAGAAAAGCGGGGGCAUCAAGAUCAUUUGCCAAUCAGAGACCAGGGAUUUUUCAGCCAUGGCCUUCAUUACGGACCAUGUCAAUUCCCUCAUCGAACAGUGGUUCCCUGCCUUGACGGCCAGUGAGAGUGAUGGGACCCGAUUGAUUGAGCAGUACGCCCCCUGUCCCCAGUGUUCCUCCAUGACUAGACAGAACCAGGGGCCUGGGGAUCUGGGGGAACCCCCAACCAGGGGGACUGCAGCUGGGAGAAGAGGAGGAGAAGGCAGAGAAAACGGGGGAGGAAGAGGAGGGCACUUCUUCAACAUGGAGGACUGUGUGAUCGCUGCCAUGGGCCAGGAGUACAUAGUGUGUCCCCAGCACACCAACCAGCCUGUGCCCCUUCAGGAGCUGGUCCCAGAGCUUUUCAUGACCGACUUCCCCUCACGGUUGUUCCUAGAGAAGGCCCAGUUGAAGUGUAGUGAGGAGGAGAGUGAUAUCCUGGGCCAGGGGGGCAGUGGAACUAUCAUCUAUAGAGCCUGUUACCGUGGCCAACCAGUCGCCAUCAAACGCUUUCACUUCAAGAAGUGCAGGCAGCAGACCAUCAGCAGUGGUACAGACACCAUGAUGAAGCAUUUUCAGUCCAUGGACGCGUGCCGGAGCUUCUCAGAGUUCCGCCAGGAGACCAGCAUGCUCCACUCCCUACAGCACCCGUGCAUCGUGCUGCUGGUGGGAAUCAGUAUUCACCCGCUCUGCUUCGCCCUGCAGCUGGCUCCCCUGGGCAGCCUCAACAUUGUGCUGGAGGACAGACAUAAAGGCUCCAGGUACAUGCCUCUAGGUCACAUGCUCACCUUCAAGGCAGCCUAUCAGAUUGCAGCAGGGCUGGCCUACCUGCACAGGAAGAACAUCAUCUUCUGUGACCUCAAGUCAGACAACAUCCUGGUGUGGUCCCUGGAGGUGUGUGACCCGGUGAAUAUCAAGCUGUCAGACUACGGCAUCUCGCGCCAGUCCUUCCACGAGGGGGCACUGGGUGUGGAGGGCACGCCGGGCUACCAGGCCCCCGAGAUACGCCCAGGCAUCGUUUAUGAUGAGAAGGUAGAUGAUAAGAAGGUCUAUGGUGGCAG